AUGACACACGCCAACCCCCUAACGACCGACAAAAUCAUCCUCUUCGGCGACUCCUUGACCGAGCAAAGCUGGAAUCAGGAGUUUGGCUUCAACCUCGCGCCAGCGUUACAACAUGAAUAUUUUCGCAAACUACAAGUCCUUACACACGGCUAUGGUGGAUACAAUAGCGAGCAUGCCCGACACAUUCUGGAUCCGAUGCUGGACGCCGAGACUGCCGGGGGCAGUCGAAUCAGGCUGCUAGUGAUAUUCUUCGGAACUAACGACGCCGUAGAAGUGGUGAAUACACGGCAACAUGUCCCUAUCUAUCGCUACGCAGAGAAUUUGCGGGUUUUGACUGAGAAAGCACUGAGCCGUAGUAUCUGCGUGGUCUUGGUUGGGCCCGCUCCCGUUGGGGAAAAUACAACGGAUCGGUCGAGUGAAAUCACCAGGCAGUAUGCUGAUGCUGCUAAGGGGGUCGCAGAAGAGCAGCAGGUUCCUUUCAUUGAUUUAUGGACCGCGUUUUACGAGUCCUUCAGAUCGUCUCCUGGAAAAGAUUGCCUAGGGGAACAUUGCAGUAAGGUCGAGGAAGCGAGUCAAGGCGCAAACAAAGGAAAAAACAUGUCCAACCUUUUCUCACCAGAUGGGGUGCAUUUCUCCGGUCAGGGAUAUCGCAUUUUCUACGAGCUACUGCUACACACGAUUCGGAAGUCAUACCCCGCCCUGCGGACGGAGAGUUUACCUUCGGUCCUGCCGCAUAUCUUCAAUGUCGAUCUGGACCAUCUGCCGGAAUCAUUAUGGGGCCCUGGACCCGCGGGGACGGAUUAA
This is a messenger RNA of Penicillium daleae, 804 nucleotides long. Its product is annotated as SGNH/GDSL hydrolase family protein. Lineage: Eukaryota; Fungi; Ascomycota; Eurotiomycetes; Eurotiales; Aspergillaceae. The coding region runs from base 1 to 804 and encodes 267 amino acids. The transcript has a single exon. The record is from RefSeq and is a predicted model, not a curated record.